Schistosoma intercalatum is the source of this 3775-nucleotide messenger RNA. The record is from the annotation of a GenBank genome assembly. Lineage: Eukaryota; Metazoa; Platyhelminthes; Trematoda; Strigeidida; Schistosomatidae.
AUACCAUGAACCAAAUCCUUAAGGUUUGUGAUAAAAGUGACAUUUUUUAUUGAGUUUUCUCAUCUUUUACUAUGACAAUAAGAACAAAGUAUCUAUAAGUACUUUCUUAUUCUGUUUUAUUGGAUGCAAUGAGAUUUGAUAGUGUUACCUGACUUUUUGGUUUGAAAUAGAUUGAAUGAGGGUUCGGAGAACGCUGACAAAUGUGAAAACACUUGGCUUCCGACUAAUAAAUCACGGUUUCGAACCCCACUCUGGCUUCCGUGGUUUAAACAAUAUGUUAGUAUUGCUAACUCUCACACACCAAGUGUAGCUCAAAGCCAUGUACACAAGCAUGUACUUGGUGAAUGAGGAAUGAACAAGUUGGAGUUCGAACCUAUGGCUUAGUGAUAAAUAUUCAGUUGUCUAAACCGCAAGUGGUACUCUAUAGCUAAACAAUUUCUGUUAGUAUUCAAGGGCUUUUUGGCUUCCAAAGUUUUCGUUGCUCUUUAGCUUAAUUUGAUUUUGAUAAGGACAUUUCAGAAAGACGAUCAUUUUCUUUUGUAUUCCAAAGUUUUGAUCAUUUUUGUUGAUUUUUUCUUAGUCGAUCUGAUGAGUGUUUAAGUUUGUUUAGAAUUUUAUGUGUCACGUAUGUUUGGAGUAGGGAGUAGGGUAGUAUACUUAUUACAAACUCAGAUUUUCAGUCGCAGAUUUACUUAAUUAUUAUGCUAUGGUCCUUCACUAUAGGUGUUCGGUUCUCAAUCAGUGAUUUGAAUCCUUCGCUUAUUGAGGCUUAGAAACCUGGGUAAUUUCAUCAGUCUGCUUCCAAUGGAUACACGGACACAUAUGUCGUCAUUAUUUUGCAUCCCAUUUAUUAUUUAUCCGUGACUUAAGUUUUAGAAGAUGUGAGCACGAAGAAGGAUUAUAAAAACACUGUAAAUGAAAGGAACAUAUAAGAUAGUACGAAUAGUAAGUGGGGAAAACUAAUCACUAAUAUAUUUAAAUUGUUUAUCAGGUACAGAUCAGUUUCCUCGGCUUUGACUCUCACUCUGUGUAAAAGCUAGUGAUACUACAUAGUUGCCAAAUAGAAGUAAUUGGAGCAAGGUUAGGACUUGAGACUUAGUGUUUGAAUGUUAGACGCUUUAACCACUAAGAGGCCUCUCCAAACUAUAGCUAAAUCUGCUUCACUAUCAUCAGUGGCUUUGCUUCUAAUGAAUUCGAUAACAUCGCUUAUAUUGUUGCAUAAAUUACGAUCACUGCUACACAGAAAAUCAUUCAGAUAUUUAUAAUCAGACAAUCAGUUUUCAUUGGUGUUUACUAGGGUAUUGAACUAAAAAAAUGUUAUUGAUAGUUUUGACGGAAGUUCGAAGAAAAUGAUUUCAAUCCUAAUCUCUUCCUCACGAAUCGUAAACACCUUCGUAAUGAAUUGUUAGAAACACCAUUAGAUCGACAUUGUAUGCCAGAUGUGGAACAUGCAGUUGAUGAGGCGAAACGAGCUAGUGGACGUUUAUUCCUUAGUGUAAAAUUUGAGUUUUCACGAAGCUAUCCAUCUGUGUAUAUGCCUGUAAUAUUUCAGCGUCCAUUUCUACCUGAACAGUCAGAAUUACGAGCUGAUCGAUGGAAUCCAGUAGAUGAAAAGUAUUUUAAAAUGACACGUAAUGCUCGUACAGCUGACGUGGAUCGUGCACGUAAACCUAAUAAAGACAUAUUAGAUAGAUUGAAACUUGUUCUUGAUUUACCACCAGGAUUAAAUAUAUCCGAAUCAGAUGGGGAUCUUAUCUGGAAGUAUCGAUUUUAUUUAGCUGACAAAUUCCCUGAAACUUCUUUAGCGAAAUUCAUUUUAUCUGUUCGUUGGGAAUAUACAGAACAAGUGAAUCAAGCUGUUGAAUUGUUAAAACAAUGGCCAAAAAUAGCGCCUGAACAUGUCCUAGAACUGUUCACUCGUCAAUUUCUUCAUCCUGCCGGUAGAAGAUUUGCUGUACAUCGUUUGGAAGCUGCCAGUGAUGAGGAACUUAUUUUAUACUUAUAUCAACUUGUACAAGCAUUACGCUAUGAAAAUUGGCAUGAUAUAUUUUCAGUCCAACCUAAAAGGAAUGAUCGAACUUCUAAACGUAAUGUUUCAGAUGUUACAAAAGAAGGUAAUUCUGAAGAGGUGAAAUCUACAAAUUUGACAUCAAAUCGUAAAAUGCCAUCAUCUUUUCGUACUGGACGAGGUGGUGCAUUGCAAAAUAUUGAACGCAGUCGUGAAGAAUUAAUUGGAUGGCAUUCUGAUUUAAAAAAAGAAUGGAAAGAAGAUUUAGCCAGUUUCCUUAUAAGACGUGCUCAAUUGAAUUUUCGUAUUGCAAAUUACUUGUAUUGGUUUUUACGAUUAGAAGCAAACAGUAAUGAUGGUGAAGAUGAUUUCUGCGAACGGGAUAGAGUAAAUCCACCUGAUACUCAAAAGAUGUAUAAACAUGUUUUGAAUAGACUUUUACAUGCUUUUGAUGCUGGUAGUCCCACUUGUCAAAAAUGGAACAUAGAACUAUUACAACAAACACAAUUCAUUCAAGAUUUAUGCCGGUUGCUAAAAUCAGUUACCAAUGAUUUGGGUAAUCGUUCACGCAAAAUUGAAUUGUUAAGAUCAAAGUUGGAUAGUGAAGAAUAUGCUCAUAUUAGGCAUAUUGAUAAACCAUUCCCGCUUCCUCUAAAUCCGGAUAUUAUUGUAUGCGGUGUACAGUCGUCUACAGCUACACUAUUCAAGAGUUUUCAACGACCUGCACUACUAACUUUUAUCCAACCGAAUGGCGACACUUAUCGAGCUAUUUUAAAACACGGUGAUGAUUUACGUCAGGAUCAAUUGGUUUUACAAAUGAUUGAGUUAAUGGAUGUGAUACUUCGCAAAGAAAAUUUCGACCUUCGAUUGACACCAUAUAAAGUUUUGGCAACAAGUAACCGUCAUGGUUUAGUUCAAUUUGUCGAAUCUAUUUCAUUGGCUGAUAUUCUUCAUCGUUCCACAUUACUAGCUUAUUUACAGUUAAAAGCUCCGAGUCCAAAUAGUCCUAUGGGUGUUCAAAAAGAUGUUAUGGAAACAUAUAUUCGUUCUUGUGCCGGUUAUUGUGUCAUCACUUAUCUUCUUGGAGUUGGUGAUCGUCAUAUGGAGAACUUACUGCUCACUGCUGAUGGUCAUUUAUUUCAUAUUGAUUUUAGUUUUAUUCUUGGCGCUGAUCCUAAACCAAUGGCACCUGAAGUAAGAUUAACUCGUGCAAUGAUUGAUGGUAUGGGUGGCCCAAAUUCAAAUCAAUUUAAUGAAUUUUGGAAAAUCACUUUUACAGCUUUUCUUAUUUUAAGACGGCACGCGAAUUUAUUUUUGACUCUAUUUUCCUUAAUGUCAAACACAGGAAUACAGAGUUUCAAUGGUCAACAAAAUAAUGCAUCUGAAUUUUUAAAAGAACAUUUCUGUGUACAUCAAUCAGAAGAGAAAGCUGUUAGUCGACUGGCUAAUCGUAUGACUGAAUCUAUCAAGGCUAUUGUACCUGAUAUUAUGGAACGAAUACACACUAUUGUACAAUAUAUGAGGAACUAAUCAAACCUUCCAAUAAUCUAAUUGUGAUACAGAUCUUCAGUAGCUUUUUUGUCAAACGUAUAUUUUCGUAACAAAAAAACAUCAUACAUUUUCACCAGGAUACUUUUGUUUACAAAAGGUUUCAGUCAAUAAUAAAACGUCACAGUAUUUCUUAUCAUUAUUUAAUAAUUUUUGUAACAAUGUAUGUACAUGAAUAAUAAUAAUAUUAACAAUAAUAAUAGAUUUGUCUUAUGUAAA